AUGCCCCUCGACACAUCCACAUACUCCCUCGCCCUCCUGCGCGUCGACGGCCGCCGCUGGAACGAACUCCGCCGCCUCCACGCCCAGAUCCGCACCCAAGAUGCCGCCGACGGAUCGUCCUACUUCGAAAUGGGCCACACAAAAGUAAUGUGCGUCGUGACCGGCCCGUCGGAGCAGCAGCAGGCCCAGGCCCAAGCGCAACGGCGAGGCGGACAGGCGCCAGGCCGCGACGCCGCCUCCAUCAUUGUCAACGUCGUCAUUGCCGGCUUCUCCAGCGUUGACCGCAAGAAGCGCGCGCGGAGCGACAAACGCACUCAAGAGAUUGAAAUCACCAUUGCCAAGGCGCUUUCCUCCACCGUCCAUACGCAUCUCUUCCCGCACUCUUCCAUCACGGUGUCGCUGCACGUCCUGUCACAGGACGGCUCUCUCCUUGCCGCUCUGAUCAACGCCGCCACUCUUGCCGUCAUUGACGCCGGCAUCCCGAUGACGGACUAUAUUGCUGCCUGCACCGCCGGAUCGACGUCUUCUUAUGCCGCCGGUGACGAUUCCGCCGAUCCUCUGCUGGACCUCAACAACCAGGAGGAGCAGGAGCUUCCCUUCCUCACGGUAGCGUCGCUCGGCGACAGUGAUCGUGUUGUCGCUCUUGUCUGCGAGAGCCGCGUCCAGGUCAGCCGUCUAGAGGGCAUGCUCGUCGUUGGCUUGGACGGGUGCAAGCAGGUCAAGAUGCUUCUCGACAAAGCUAUCAAGGACAGGGGAGUCAAGAUGAUCAGGGAAGGCGCUGUACAACGAAGCGAUACCGUGGCCAUGGAGUUGGAUGAGUAA
Messenger RNA from Metarhizium brunneum ARSEF 3297, 822 nucleotides. RefSeq names its product Exosome complex component ski6 (gene ski6). The record is from RefSeq and is a predicted model, not a curated record. Gene Ontology annotation, cellular component: cytoplasmic exosome (RNase complex); nucleolus; nuclear exosome (RNase complex). NCBI's taxonomy places the organism in Eukaryota, Fungi, Ascomycota, Sordariomycetes, Hypocreales, Clavicipitaceae. Gene Ontology annotation, biological process: rRNA catabolic process; poly(A)-dependent snoRNA 3'-end processing; nuclear mRNA surveillance.